Messenger RNA from Micropterus salmoides (largemouth bass), 3757 nucleotides. Its product is annotated as major prion protein homolog. Gene Ontology annotation, biological process: protein homooligomerization. Lineage: Eukaryota; Metazoa; Chordata; Actinopteri; Centrarchiformes; Centrarchidae. The transcript has 2 exons. Bases 162 to 1367 code for a protein of 401 amino acids. The record is from RefSeq and is a predicted model, not a curated record. Gene Ontology annotation, cellular component: membrane.
CGCCCCCCUCGGCUGUCUCUAUGCGACCCAUGUCCCUCGUGCCACGUUACGUCAUAUGAAAUUCACCCAGUUUCCGAACUAAAGACGUUUUAACCGUUUGAAGUGAACCAACAGUCGAGUGGAGAAGAGCGGAUCCAAGCAGCCACCACUGGAGGGCGAAGAUGAAGCUGAAUUCAUUAUCUGUGAUAUGUCUGUCACUACUUUUGUUUCAUACCCAUCUUUCACUGGCCAGGAAGGGAGGAGGAGGCGGUGGCUUUGGGAAAGGUGGUGGCUUUGGGAAAGGCUCCGGCACAAAGUCAAAGUCUCCCCCGUCCAACCGAGGCAGCACCCACACUAACACUAAUCAGGGCUCCAACUCUCAGGGUUGGUACCCCAAACAGCCUGGACAACCCAAUCAAGGAGGCUACCCUCCGCAAUCAGGCAGACCUGGGUAUCCGGGUAGUUACCCCCAGCAGCCGGGUGGAAGAGGCUACCAGUAUCCAGCACGGGGCUCCCCAUACGGAGGAGGCUAUGGUGGUUAUGGUGGUUAUCCAGGUGGAUACAUCAACCAAAACCCAAACAACCAAAUCCUGAGCCCUCGCUAUGGUGGCAGCUUUGGUUACGGGGGCCGCGGUGUUGGGGGCGGCUCUCCCUUUUCCCAAUCAGUUCAUGCAAUGGGCGUGCGUCCCAACGAUAAUUCCAGAGGGUUUGGGCGCAGUGCGAUGAUGGCAGCAGGUGGAGGGGCUAUAGUAGGAAUGGCCCUGGGCUACGGUUUAGGAAGGUUCCCCCGUCCUCCCUUCAACUUCCACAACUCCCAGGAGGAGUAUUACUACAACAACUACAUGUACAGGAAAUAUGGUGCGAGGUCUACCGACACCAACGACUACAGCAGAGACUACAGGUACAGCCAACUCCCUGAGACCUAUGACGGCUACAUGGACGCCUGCAUGAAGAGGACAGACCUUCUGCCUGCAGGGAACCGACAGCCAAACAGCAAACCUGCUGCCACAACUACAACCACAACCACUGUUGUCACCUCAGGUCCGCACACUGGCACAGGCAGCAACACGGAGGAGGUCAAUAGCACUGCACCUUCAACUCCCAGCCCUCUAAAUCAGCCUGAAGUCAAUCCUGUGCCUUCUCAGGCUGUCAGCACUGAUGAAGACGAUGAUACAGUCAGCAUCGUGGAGAUCGGCUACCCAGCACUGAUCAAUCAGCUGAAGGUCCGGAGAUGCAUAGAGCUGUACAUGGUUUACUCUGAAAAGUACUUGAAGAGACAAACCGGAGGGGUGCAGGGACUGGAGAUGGGCUCGCGAGGGCUUUUAGCUGUGGUCACCAGUACUAUACUGAUGCUACUGAAUAGCAACAUGCUAAUGCUGCUGCACUGACGCUUUCAUUAGCAGUGAAAGUGAUGGAGAAUGUGCUAAAGGAAUUAAGUAAAUGGAUGGAAAAUUAUUAGGGAGAAAGAAACCUUUUUUUCCCUUUUCUUCAUUGUGUGUGAAUUUCUACUUUAUGUGGGGUUUUUUUGCAUCCUCAUGCAUGUCCUUACUAUUUAUUCAAGGAAAGGAAAGGGAACAGUUAGACUACUAGAGAGUCACCAUGUUUGCAACAAAUAGCACUUCCUUUUUCCUCUUCUGAAAGAGAAAUGGUCCAUUAACUGUACUCUAAAACUCCAGGCUUUUGUUGGCGUUGAGGAGUCUGACCCAUUAAUGUCCAUUUAGAUUUAAUAAAAUAACACAGAGCAUGUUAUUCAACACUAACCCUAGCCAUAGAAGUAAGGAGUGGCACCACCAGUGACUCAUCUUUCUGUGUUUGUGAUGUGUGUUUCAGAAAAAAUUAUUAUUUAUUCAAGGAAACUGGCUAGGUUGUUUUUUCUUUUCUUUUUUGUCUCAGAGGACAAAGCAUGUGCAAGGGUUACUUUGCACCUGUAGGACUUGCUCUGUCAUGGUGAUAAUCUGUGUAAAUACACCGCUUUACAAUAAUGGACAUGCGCUUUAGAUGUAAUAUGAGUAUAUUACCAACAAGGAUGCUGAUAUCGGAAGACUUCUAAAACGGUGAACUUUAAAAACCUCGUAUAGAGAUCACGUCUGUCCGGGUAAAGUUAAUCAUUUUCUUUAUUUGUCAGGCAGACCAUCUAAUUAACAUUUGUGUAUUUAUUACAUAUAAGGUAAUGAACUGGACAGCUUCGCGAUUUACUGAAUAUUAGUGACUGUUUUUUAAAAUACAGGACAGUAAAAAGUAUAAUUACGCUUUAACAGUAAAACAGUGUUGUGCUGUUUACAAAUACAGUAACGUCAGUAGUGCAAAUAGGCUUUUAAGCCACAGCUUAGCACUGGUUUCGGUGCAUUUCUAAAUUUUUACCAGGCCUGGAAAUAAACUGUAGGCUACCAAUGCCAAACUGAUGUCAGAGUUUGAAAACAAACGUUUUGAAUAAAAUAUUCUUUUUUUCCCCAUAUGUAUGAAAAGACCCCAAAAUUAACACUGUAAGCAGUAACUUGAUUACUAUGAGCUAAUUAUUUAAACAGCAUUUGUAAAGCAAUGAUCCUGUCCUAAGCUUUCUGAUCCAUAUAAAGAGUUGGUGACUGUAACCGUGAUCACUAUGAGCGGUUUCCACUGUGUUACAAUUAGCAUGACGGAGUAUCUGUAAUAGAUCAUAUCUACUAAUAUCUUUGUAUUUUAAACCAUUAAUGGACUUUUAUCACAUGAGGUCCUAACGACUAAUUAUUAUAUCUUAUUCAUAAGCAGACAGAUGUAGAUGUAUGCUGUAUCCUAACACUCCUUAAAUUGUUACACUGGAAUCAAUGCAAAGCAAAGUGGGCUUUUUCUUAAUAUUGAUGUGUGUUGUCUUAACAUGUUUCCAUGUACACUGCCAUUGCAUUGUAUGGUAUUUGUAUGUAUUUAGUGUGUUUUAUAUUUUCUAGUCUUUUUAUAAACACACCUUCCUCUUCUGUCCAAUGUUUUGCCUUUCUUCCCCCCUCUGUGGGAUAGCUUGUGAUUGCAGAAGUGCUCUUAAGAAGAUUUAAACCCCUGAUGUACUAAUUCUGAGCUGAAUUCAUCUGCAACUGUAUAUGGUUGCUAAGCCUGCAUAUCAAGAUGUGCACAGUAUAUUACUUAAGAUUUGUACAAUAUCUUUUCUAACCAUAGACUAUGGUGACUUAAAAACAAUUAAAAGGUACUCUCUGGAGUUUUAAUUGCAAACAAACAUCUCGAAUUCAACACGACUGGACAAAACACAUGAUGAACACAUUUCUUACCUCCAUAAUUCAUUUGACUCGGUCAUUAUUCGAGACCCAGUGUGGCAAGUGGGAUAAUUUGAAGCUACAUAAAAUAUAACAAAAACAUGUUGUGACCUCCUCCCCGUUGGUAUAAAAUCCUCUUUGACUUCAGUUUUGCCAAUAAACGAAAAGCCUCAACACCUUUUCCUUCUUGAUUUUUCCAUUUAUUACUCCCACGUCCGCCUCCUGCCGCCACUGCAGAGUACUGUCAUGACCGCUGCAUCUUUAACCACACAUUUCAUCACAACAAACAUUUUUUCAUUAACUGUUGAACAAUCUCUGACCACUAUAGUGAUCAAAAACCCCACAGUGUACCUUUUUUAACGUGUUGUUGAAGCCUACGUUAUCUUGUGUCUGGCUUUGAAUGUAUUUUAAACCGCUUUAAAAGACGUGAAUGUCUUUCACUGUGACGGAUCACAUUUGCUGUGCUGCUGGAGCUUCAACUGAAUACUGAGGGAUGACUUGCACUUUUUGCUUAUCUUGUCAAAUAAACAAAUAACUUU